Molecule: messenger RNA, 570 nt
Organism: Penicillium mononematosum
Lineage: Eukaryota; Fungi; Ascomycota; Eurotiomycetes; Eurotiales; Aspergillaceae
Product: translationally-controlled tumor protein
Exons: 4
Coding region: 1-570 (189 amino acids)
Cellular component (GO): cytoplasm
Molecular function (GO): calcium ion binding
Source: RefSeq, a predicted model, not a curated record
AUGAUUAUCUACACUGACAUCGUUUCCGGUGACGAGAUCGUCGCCGAUACCUUCAAGCUUGUUCCCAACAAGGAUUUCGAUAUCCUUUGGGAGUGUGACUGCCGCAAGUAUAUGAAGCGUGCCGGCGAAGACUUCCAGCUCGAGGGUGCCAACCCUUCCGCCGAGGAGGGGGGCGACGACGAUGAAGGUGGCGAAGGUGAGACCACCAUGGUCCACGAUAUCGAGGACCAGUUCCGUCUGGUCUGGCUCAAGGCUGAGGAGGGCGCGAAGCCCUCUAAGGAGAGCUACAAGACCCACAUCAAGUCUUACCUUAAGAAGCUCCACAAGAAUGCCGCCCCCAAGUUCGCUGCGGCCGGAGGCCCUGAGGAGGUUAAGGCGGCCGAGGAAGCAUGGAAGAAGAAGGCCGCCGGCGCUAUGAAGAUGAUCCUUGCCAACUGGGACAACUACGAUGUUCUCAUGGGCCAGUCCACUGACGGCGAGGCCAUGCACGUCCUGAUUGACUUCCGCGAGGAUGGUGUCACCCCCUACGCCACCGUCUGGGCUGACGGUCUCAAGGAGGUCAAGGUCUAA